Messenger RNA from Jatropha curcas, 1907 nucleotides. Its product is annotated as alpha-taxilin-like protein. The record is from RefSeq and is a predicted model, not a curated record. NCBI's taxonomy places the organism in Eukaryota, Viridiplantae, Streptophyta, Magnoliopsida, Malpighiales, Euphorbiaceae. Gene Ontology annotation, molecular function: syntaxin binding.
AUGGCAUUAGAGACAAGCAGGCCGAUCAGCGCAUGUAAACCAACCAGUUGGCCAAAAACCCCACUACUGUGAGUGACAACAAUUUUUCCACCGCAGUUUUCGUUUCACUUCACCAACUUGUUAUACUUUGAGGGACUUCCUCUUCUUUCUGUGUCUUAAAUUUUUAAAUUAGAUUUCGCCUCUCUCAUGAAAAGAGCAAUGGCGAUGUAUGUUAAUGUUCAAAAUAUCAAUGCUUAAAGUUUAGGUAAGAUGGAGAAUACAGAUGCAAAUCAGCUUCCUGAAGUAGAUUCAUUGCCAGUUGGGUUCGUUGAUGGCUCCAAUGAACCUCUGGCUCCUCCAACUCCCACUUUAGAACAAGAGAAGCCUCGGUGUGAUUGCAAUGAGGAUAGUAUCUCAGAACUUGAUCAUUCAAAUGAAAGAAUACCUGAAUUGACAGCAAAUGAAUCUCAAACAAGCCUGGAGAGCAAUGGGAAGGCAGAAAAACUGAGACCACUUCCAAUUUCAAUGUCCGAAAUCAAUGGAUUUGAUGAUUCAGUGAAAUUAGUAGAAGUUACUGAUAAGGCUGAUGUGGAGCAGGCUGGAGAUAAAAUUGCCACACUCAAUUCUGCCAAUUUGGUUUCUGAGGCUUCAGUUGGGGUAUCUGGAUGCAAUGAGUUAAAAGAACAAGUUCAAGGGAAUUGUCAAAGUUCAGAAAGAUCCACUGAAGGAUGUUCAGAAAGCGUUGAGUUGCAGAAAGGAAAAAAACCAGAAACCGCUGAAGCCAAGCGUAAGAAUGCAAAAAGGUCUUUUAAAUCAGAAAAGGAGUUUCUGGAGUUCUCUUUGAAAUAUCAACAAGUUCUUACUGAGAGAGACACUGCAAUUGCCAUUCGUGAUAAACUCGAAUCACUCUGCAGAGAGUUGCAACGCCAGAAUAAAAUGUUGAUGGAAGAAUGCAAAAGGGUAUCUACAGAGGGGCAAAAUUUGAGAUUAGAUUUAUCUGCUAAGUUCCAAGAUGCAAUCAAGGAUGUGAGCAACAAGUUGGAUGAACAGAAGGAGGAAUGUUUCUCUCAGUUGAAAGAGAAUGAGAUGUUAAGAAACAAGCUGAAGCAACUAGCUGAUCAGUAUACCCUUUCUGAACAGCAAUAUGCUCAGAAGUUAAAACAGAAAACACUGGAACUUCAGCUUGCUGAUUUGAAGAUCAAGCAACAUGAAGAGAAACUAGUCCAGGAGCAGUCUCAGAUGAAAAUAUAUGCUGAACAGGUGUCUCAAUUAUUAGCAACUGAAAAGAAUUUGCGCUUGCAGCUAACAGCUGAUGGAGAAAAAUUCCAACAGUUCCAGGACGCAUUAUUAAAGAGCAAUGAGGUUUUUGAAACGUUUAAGCAAGAGAUUGAGAAGAUGGCAAAAUCAAUCAAGGAACUCAAGAAGGAAAACAUUUUCUUGAAGAGCAAAUCUGAGAAAUCAGAUGUUACUCUCAUCGAACUUGUUGAGGAGCGUGAGAAACUGAAAAAGCAAUUGGAGAAAACAAGGAAUCAAAAAAAAAAGUUGGAAUCUUUGUGUCGAUCACUUCAGGCAGAAAGAAGGCAGAAUUCGACCGGGAGCAACACUGCAGAAGCAGUUCCAACUUCGUAGAUGAUCAUUGAGAAUUUGAGACUAAGCUGUAUCGGUAGUGGAAUGGCUUUUAAAGUAUUCUUUCCACUUUUCUGUGUGCCAAUGGAAUUCACAACUACUAAAUUUGACUCUCUGAGCAUAAUUAUUUAAUGUUUCCCUGGUCAAAUUGUUAUCUCUUUUGUUUCUUGAUCAAAUGGAGAUAGAAUUGUAGAACUCCAGCUCUAUUUUCACUCAUUGGUUUGUGGAAGCUGAGGUGGCGUGUGAAUUUGAGCACUGAAUAAUUUAAGUGAUGAAAAAAUUUAAAUUGCAAAAUUAGUCAA